Molecule: messenger RNA, 1327 nt
Organism: Perca flavescens (yellow perch)
Lineage: Eukaryota; Metazoa; Chordata; Actinopteri; Perciformes; Percidae
Gene: pabpn1l
Product: PABPN1 like, cytoplasmic
Exons: 6
Coding region: 173-958 (261 amino acids)
Biological process (GO): nuclear-transcribed mRNA catabolic process, deadenylation-dependent decay
Cellular component (GO): nucleus
Molecular function (GO): poly(A) binding
Source: RefSeq, a predicted model, not a curated record
AUCCAGCGAGUCUCAUUCACAGGUGAUAUCUAUUAGCUUACCUCAUAUGCUGUCAGGUGUCGCGUUUGUGAACCAUCACGCUGUUUCCUUCCUGCGGGAGACAGCCUAUUUUUUUGUCGCGGUUUGGGCAAGCUGCAGUCCGCUUUGCAGAUGCCAUGUUUGAGCAGUGAGCAUGGCGGAAAAUCUACUGGAGUACGGCUACCUAGAGGGCGAGGUUAUCGGAGAACAUUUCGCCGAGGACCCGGAGCUGGCGGCCAUCAAGGCCAGAGUUCAGGAGCUGGAGAUGGAAGAAGAGACCGACAGACAGGAGGAGGAGAGGUGUGAUGCUGUAGACAUGCAGCUUCUGACCAGCAGCUCUCUGCCUGGACCUUUCUACAAUAUGACUCCCGAGGAGAGGAUAGACGCAGACAACAGAUCAGUCUAUGUAGGAAAUGUAGACUAUGGCGCUACUGCAGAUGAGUUGGAGAUCCAUUUCAACGGCUGUGGUCCUGUCAACCGGGUUACGAUCCUGUGCGACAGGUUCUCCGGCCAUCCCAAGGGCUUUGCUUACAUUGAGUUCUCUGAUAGAGACUCUGUGCAGAGUGCUAUUGGUUUGCAUGAGACCUUGUUCAGAGGAAGAGUCCUUAAGGUCAUGCCUAAGAGGACCAACAUGCCAGGCAUCAGUACCACAGACCGGGGAGGACACCGAGGCGGCCACACCAGAGGCAGAGGCCGUGGUUACCGUCCACCUCGAUACCAAAACAGUUCUCGAGGUAGGUUCCGGUACCAGUUGACAAGGCCACAACAUCAAACGCCGCACCCUUACUACGGAGGCCCCCCAGUGGGGAAGAGACCGUGGGGACACAUGGACUUCCAAGAACAGAUGCCUAAACGUUACCCAUGUCUUCUUCUCAUCACCCCACCAUCGGAGGAGUUGGGGGCAGGGUCAAGCGGACAGCACUACCCUCAACAGCGCUAGCACUACCCACAGCAUAAAUACUAAAGUGGGUGAAUAGAACUGAUCAUUUUAAAAGAAUUUUUUUUUCCAGGCAUUACUGAGUUGAGUAUUAUGAGAGAGCCAGAAUGGACAGAAGAGAUACCUUUUCUAAGUUGCAUCCCUGCAUCAGUGCUUCAAGAGAUGUGAAGACUGUGGCCAGAGGGGUUGCAUUAUAAGCUUAUGUUGCUGUGAAUGCAUGGGACAAUCCUCAAAUUGGUAUGUAGUUGCAUCUCCUCCUGUUUUUACAAACUGAUGCAACUGUAUUGUGUUGCUGCCUGCAAUGUCAAUGUAUAAAUCCUCCCUAUGUAUAACUUGCUAUGUAAGUGAAUAAAUAAAACUAUGAUCCAGUUA